AUGGGCCGGCCGAAGCGUGUGCAUGCUGAUCAACCAGCAUCCACUACUCCCUCCCAACUCGAUGCUCCUACAUCUGCUCCUUCAAAAAUUCCUGCUAUUUCAGCUGCGUCUCUGCCAUAUCCUGCGGCAGAUAUCCAAACCCUCCAGUCUUGUGAUGUGUCUGUUCCAUCUUCAUACUUCGCGGAUCCCUGGUACCCUAUCAAACCUACAAGGGAUAAUUGGGAUCACUCCUACAAAUCCCCGUGCCGCGACUCUCCUUUAUCCAACUAUGCGCAUUGGUUUGGAACCGUACCGGGCUCUUCAUCGUCCCAAGGGACCUCUGAUCAUUCUGAGACUUCUGCUGCAUCACCGUCAAACACAUCCGUCUUCUCAUCCGCCAAUAACUCUGAAGCAGCCGAGAAUGGGAUAGCAGCGGGUUUGAAGGAAGUGCUGAAGUUAGUUGACAUCUAUUAUUCUAUCCCUCAUACUUAUAUCCCCGUACUUCCCGAGAAGCCCAGCUUCAUCUCCAACCUUUCAAAACACUCUCCGCUCUUGCUCAAUGCAAUUUGCGCUAUUGGCAUGCGCUACGCCGCCUUUGAAGUCAGCAAAGACUAUGUGGACAUUGCCAUCUCGAUGCUUAACGCUGCUCCUAACCCUACUCAAACGGAUGUUGAAGCUAUUCAACAUGUACAGGCACUCUUGAUUGUGACGUACAUUGCUUUCGGCGCUGCGAACGUACCGCAGGCCCACGAAUUCUUUACCCGGGCGUGUGAUAUUGCACUGAGCUUAAAUUGGAACAUUGUUGAUGGCGGGGGGGAUAUCAAGGCACGCAGCCUCCCCGCUGCGCCUCCUAGCCUUUUAGCACUUUUGGGCGAGAUGUCAUCAAGCCCUAUUGUGUCUAUGGACGGUGACAUGGCGAAGGAUUUGAUGAAUAUGACGAGAAAAACUUGGUGGGAGUGUUGGGUGACCGACAUAAUGUUGAGUGUCACCUGUAGGGCUCCCCGAGUGUUACAGAAUGUAGUGCUCAGGGCUCAAAUCCCAUCACCUCCUUCAAUAUACGAGGAACCAGGGUGCCCCCUUGUUUGGUACUACCCACUGAGGAUCCGUGCGUUGACCUUACUUCUGGAGUCCAUCGCAUUCCCCGAAUGCCCUGAUUCUGCGUCUCGAUCACUGCAUGUGGAACAAUUCACGACCAUUGAUACCCUCAUCGAGAACGUGAUGAUGGAGUGUCAGCUUGCAUCGGCCGAUUGUACCAAAAUAUGCUCGACGCUGGGUGGCUCGUCGGGGGCGACCUCUCCUCUCGGAAUUGAGGCCCUUAUAGGGAGGGAAAUUUUCCAUAUGACGAUUCUUAUGCUUCACGCCUCUAGUGUCCAUCUUCACCACCUCUACGCGAUGCCAGAGGUAAACUUCGACAUGAAGGUCUGUCGCAUAACGACUGCAUCUUUGGUAGGCGACAUACAUCAAUCCAGUGACGAGUAUCGUGAAUCGAUCUUCGCGCCUUCGCGUUCCAAAAUCGUUUCUGCUUCAAGGUCUCUCAUGUCUCUGAUGCGUUCUUCACACAAAGCGAACCUCCUGCAAACAGUCCCAGAGUCCCCUGUUUCAUCUUCCUCAAACCCUGAUCUCUCCCAGCUGGCGGACGCCGCCGUUCUUUCGUGCUCAGCUUCACGAGGUAACCUAUCAUUGCCGUCGAGUGGAUCUUCGAUCAUGGUUCAAGAAGAUAUCCUUCGGCAUUCACCAUUUUGCGGCUGUUCGCAAGUAGUCGCCGCUUUCGGUGCGGCUUUAGAGGUGGCGACGGCAGGGACCAGGUGGCAGGCCAUGGCCGCCGAGAGCAAUUUCGGGACGAGCAAAAUGGUGUUGCAGCGCUUGAAGAGGAUGUGGCCUAUAGCUGCUGUAUUUGAACAGGAACUUGACAAAUGUCAUGGUGCUGUUCAGGGCGCACUUGAAGUUUGGUAA
Messenger RNA from Cantharellus anzutake, 1932 nucleotides. RefSeq lists its product as uncharacterized. Gene Ontology annotation, biological process: DNA-templated transcription. Lineage: Eukaryota; Fungi; Basidiomycota; Agaricomycetes; Cantharellales; Hydnaceae. Bases 1 to 1932 code for a protein of 643 amino acids. Gene Ontology annotation, molecular function: DNA binding; zinc ion binding. The record is from RefSeq and is a predicted model, not a curated record. The transcript has 5 exons.